This is a messenger RNA of Durio zibethinus, 749 nucleotides long. RefSeq names its product polyadenylate-binding protein 2-like. Gene Ontology annotation, molecular function: poly(A) binding. NCBI's taxonomy places the organism in Eukaryota, Viridiplantae, Streptophyta, Magnoliopsida, Malvales, Malvaceae. The record is from RefSeq and is a predicted model, not a curated record.
UUAAAAUUUAUUUUUAUUUUUUCUUCAAAAGGAAAAAAAAAAAAAAACAAAGAAAUCAAUUCAAUUGAGAGAGAGGGAGAGGAUGGAAGGAGAAGAUAUAGACAUGGCAGCUGCGGAAUCCACUGAAGCUGACCUCGAUGACAUGAAAAGAAGGCUAAAAGAGAUGGAGGAAGAAGCCGCUGCUCUUCGUGAGAUGCAAGCCAAGGUCGAGAAGGAGAUGGGUUCCGUACAAGAUCCUGCUGCUGCAGCUACAUCUCAGGCAAAUCGAGAGGAAGUAGAUUCCCGAUCAGUGUUUGUUGGCAAUGUGGAUUAUUCAUGUACACCUGAAGAAGUUCAGCAGCAUUUCCAGUCUUGUGGGACUGUAAAUAGGGUUACUAUUCGUACAGACAAGUAUGGCCAGCCAAAGGGUUAUGCUUAUGUGGAGUUCCUUGAAGCUGAGGCUGUUCAAGAGGCUCUUGUUUUGAAUGAAUCUGAACUUCAUGGCAGGCAGUUGAAGGUUACUGCUAAGCGGACCAACAUACCUGGUAUGAAACAAUAUCGUCCACGUCGGUCCAACCCUUUUAUGCGACCCCGGGGCCCAUUUAUGGCUCCAUAUUUCUUUGCUCCUUAUGGAUAUGGGAAGGUUCCAAGGUUGAGAAUGGCGACGCGUUACAGCCCCUAUUAUUAAAAUACAUGGACCAUACUAGUAGUUCCAAAUGCUUUUCCUAUCCGGUUCUCUGGAGUUAUAUUUUGGAAACCUUAUGAAGGAU